AUGGAAAUGCAUGGAACUUAUAAUCAUCAUAACUACAAGUUAUUGGAAACACCGGAACACGGUCUUAUCCACAAGAUAUGCGACGGAGCUACGGCAGAGACGUUCCUCGGAUUCGAAGAGAUGAGAACGGAGGCACUCACAGCAGCCGAAACAGGAGUCGUUGACGGGCACGGGUUCUACGAAGAAAGCUACAAACUCCUGCACGUCGUGGCUCAAUGCGACGGCCACGUUGAAGCCUGCGAUUGCGGCGAAUGCGUUGGUGCGGCCGCGGCUGCAGCGGCAGAAGAGUGCCGGUGGUCCAUCGCCGGUCAAAUUUACUUAGAAGGGUGCUACGUUGGGUAUACAUAUUACCCGCAUGAAUUUCCCGGCGAUUCAUACCACGCAGAAGGGACAAAAGCAAACACGGGGAAGUCGUUGGCGAUAGUUGUAGGAGGAGUAGCGGCUUUGGUCUUUGUUACUAUCUUUUUCAUGUUCCUCAAGAGCUUGCGUAAAAAGGGAGAUGGUACGGAAAUAUUCGAAUGUCUAUUGCAGAUUGUUGAAGAGAAAGUCUAA
This is a messenger RNA of Thlaspi arvense, 552 nucleotides long. Lineage: Eukaryota; Viridiplantae; Streptophyta; Magnoliopsida; Brassicales; Brassicaceae. The record is from the annotation of a GenBank genome assembly.